CUUACAUAUAUAUUUGCACAAUAUAUAUCUAUCUCACACCUAGCUAGCAUGACGGCAUCUUCUUCACAAAUCACAAUACCUUUAAUUUCCCACCUCCCAACACUUUCUAUUUCUGCCUUCUUCAGUGUUUUCAGUUCCUUCACCAUACCCUUAACACUCACUCUCUACAUAAAACCACAGUACUCUCCAAGUCCAUCUCCAUCCCUCUGCCCUAAAACCACACAAAAAGGAAACAAAAGACACAUGGAAAUCGAUCACUUGAAGUACUCCUCCUCCUCCUCAUCACCUUCCACCGACGCCGACGACCAAUCAAUGCUCAUCAUGAUGAACAAACAACAACACCUCCCCGACUACUUCUACUCAUCGGAAUUCCCCAUUUUACCCUCCGACGACUUCCCCGCCGGUGCAACUCCCUACCCACAUUUCCUCCACCACAGCAACGAGUUUCCUUCCACCACCCUAUCCUUCUCCCCCAAUAACGACGACCACCAACCCGUCUCAUGGCGGGAUCUCAUGACCGCCGAGGCAGCCGCCGCCGGCGCUCAUCACAACGGCGGGAUGAUGCAGAAGAAGGCGUCGAUGGCGGCGAUGAGGGAGAUGAUAUUCCGCAUCGCCGCCAUGCAACCGGUCCACAUCGACCCGGAGGCCGUCAAGCCGCCCAAGCGGCGGAACGUCCGGAUCUCCAAGGACCCGCAGAGCGUGGCGGCGCGUCACCGCCGGGAGAGGAUCAGCGAGAGGAUAAGGAUCCUCCAGCGGCUGGUCCCCGGCGGGACGAAGAUGGACACGGCGUCGAUGCUCGACGAGGCCAUUCACUACGUCAAGUUCCUGAAGAGCCAGGUGCAGUCCCUGGAGAGAUCAGCUCGGCCGCCGGCGGCGGAGGGGAUGCACGCGCCGGGUGGCGGCGGUGGUGGUGGGAUUGGAUUCCCUGUGGCCAUGGCCAGCGGGAGUUAUGUUGGUGUCGUGGGGAAAGGUGGUGGUGGUUAUCAUCAGACGACGUCGCAGCAAGAUAUUCCACACUACGGGAAUGCUUAAUUUGACUGGGAUAAGAUUUAAGUACGUACAUUAGUCGUUGAUUAUGGUUUUCUCUUGUGAUAAUAAUAAUAAUGAUGAACCUUCUUUGUGGGGACAGUGCCAACUUGGUAGAGAGUGGCCAAUUGUUAGGCUCCACGUGUGAGAUAUAUGAAUGCAUGGGGAAUUAUUAUUAUUGGUGGAAUAUAUUAUCUUGACUGUA
This is a messenger RNA of Linum trigynum, 1231 nucleotides long. The record is from the annotation of a GenBank genome assembly. NCBI's taxonomy places the organism in Eukaryota, Viridiplantae, Streptophyta, Magnoliopsida, Malpighiales, Linaceae.